GAGUCAUGGGGAGACUGUGUCUGUUUCAGGACACCAUCCAGCAGUUGGAAAAUGAGCUUCGGGGCACGAAGUGGGAAAUGGCCCGUCAUUUGCGAGAAUACCAGGAUCUCCUCAACGUCAAGAUGGCUCUGGAUAUUGAGAUCGCUGCGUACAGAAAACUGCUGGAAGGUGAAGAGACCAGAUUUAGCACAUUUUCAGGAAGCAUCACUGGACCACUGUAUACACACCGACAGCCCUCCAUCACAAUAUCCAGUAAGAUUCAGAAAACUAAGGUAGAGGCUCCCAAGCUAAAGGUCCAACACAAAUUUGUCGAGGAGAUCAUAGAAGAAACCAAAGUGGAAGAUGAGAAGUCAGAAAUGGAAGAGGCCCUGACAGCCAUUGCAGAGGAAUUAGCAGUUUCCAUGAAAGGAAAGGAGGAAGAGGUAGAAGAAAAGGAAGAGGAACAAGAAGCUGAGGAAGUGGUAGCAACUAAAAAGUCUCCAGUGAAAGCUACCGCACCUGAAUUUAAAGGAGAGGAGGAAGGAGACAAGGAGGAGGAAGAAGAGGAGGAAGAAGAUGAGGGUGCUAAAUCAGACCAAGCUGAAGAAGGGGGGUCUGAGAAGGAAGGUUCUAGUGAAAAAGAAGAAGAUGAGCAGGAAGAAGGAGAGACAGAGGCAGAAGGCGAAGGAGAGGAAGUGGAAACUAAGGAAGAGAAGAAAACUGAGGAAAAGAGGGAAGAAGUAGUCACGAAGGUGGAGCUGGUGGCAGAAGCCAAGGUGGAAAAGCAGGAGAAGGCCAAGUCCCCCAUGCCAAAAUCGCCAGUGGAGGAGGUGAAGCCAAAACCGUUGGCUGGAGCUGGGAAAGAUGAGCCGAAAGGGGAAGAAGGGAAAGUGGAGGAAGGAAAGAAAGAAGCAGCAAAGGAAGCUCCUAAGGAGGAGAAGGCAGAGAAAAAGGAGGAGAAGGUAGAGAAAAAAGAGGAGAAGGUAGAGAAAAAGGAGGAGAAGGUAGAGAAAAAGGAGGAGAAGCUGAAAGAUGAGGUAGAGAAGAAGAAAGCUGCAUCCCCGGUGAAGGAGGAAGUCAUGCAGGAGGUGGUGACCAUCACCAAAUCAGUAAAGGUGAGCGUGGAGAAAGGUGCCAAAGAGGAGGAGAAGCCUGGGCAGCAGAAGGAGAAAGUGGAGGGGAGGAGCAAGGAGGAAGGCAGUGAUCAAGGCUCAAAGGAAUCCACCAAGGAAGACAUAGCCAUCAAUGGGGAGGUGGAAGGAAAGGAGGAGGAAGAGCAGGAAACGAAGGAGAAAGGCAGUGGGGGAGACGAGGAGAAAGGUGUUGUCACCAAUGGCCUAGACUUAAGUCCAGCAGAUGAAAAGAAGGGGGGUGAUAAAAGUGAGGAAAAAGUGAUGGUGACCAAAACGAUAGAAAAAAUCACCAGUGAAGGGGGAGAUGGUGCUACCAAAUAUAUCACGAAAUCUGUCACUGUCACUCAAAAGGUCGAAGAGCAUGAGGAGAGCUUUGAGGAGAAAUUAGUGUCUACUAAAAAGGUAGAGAAGGUCACUUCACAUGCCAUAGUAAAGGAAGUCUCCCAGGGUGACUAGUCAUUUUAGUCUAUUCAAAAGGUAAAGCCAUAUGACAAUUUCAAAAUGCAUGUUAAUGACAGCUUCAAAAUAGAACGGGUUCUCCCAUGGGGGUUCCAGACAUUGUAUUUUACAUUGUGCAAUACGAGGGAACUGCAUGCAAGCUCAGGAUGCUCCCUCCUCAGUCUUUGGGGGGUUCAAAUGCAUGAUAUUGUAUGUACCUGGGGAAUUGGCCAAUUUACUAAACUGCUGGAAGGGGGGCACUCACUGGGGGGUGUCUUGAGAUGUAUUAUGCAAAGAACAAACUGAGCCAAAAAUAAAUGAAACACAGAACUCUCUUAGCCUUAAGAAAGCUAUAUAUGAAUAAUUAAGUUUACCUCACUGGUGCAUUUAAAAUGGACUUUCUUUCAUGGGAGAACCUUGAUGACAUGCACAGUUUGCAACCUUUCGUUGAUUGAUGCUAAACGUCACAGCAGUACUUGCUCAAUAAAGGUCAUAUUGGAAACAGU
Myotis davidii is the source of this 2056-nucleotide messenger RNA. RefSeq names its product neurofilament, medium polypeptide (gene NEFM). Gene Ontology annotation, cellular component: postsynaptic intermediate filament cytoskeleton; cytoplasm; axon. Gene Ontology annotation, biological process: neurofilament bundle assembly. Gene Ontology annotation, molecular function: structural constituent of cytoskeleton. NCBI's taxonomy places the organism in Eukaryota, Metazoa, Chordata, Mammalia, Chiroptera, Vespertilionidae. The record is from RefSeq and is a predicted model, not a curated record. Bases 6 to 1568 code for a protein of 520 amino acids. The transcript has 2 exons.